Molecule: messenger RNA, 514 nt
Organism: Eimeria tenella
Lineage: Eukaryota; Apicomplexa; Conoidasida; Eucoccidiorida; Eimeriidae
Exons: 2
Source: RefSeq, a predicted model, not a curated record
AUGUGCAGCUUUUUGAAGAGUGCAAUUCCAAUUGCUGUUGGAGAAACAGCAAAAGGAGUUUUGAAAAAAGAUGAAGAAAGAAUUUUUGUUUUUACUCUCACAGACCCCGACAAAGAUGUCCUCCUUUACCUCGACACUGGAGGCGUGGGGGACGUGGACAUUUAUUUGGGAAGUUCUCGAGAAAUAAAUCCAGAAAUAAACUCUUCAUUUUUAUUUUUUUCAAAUGACAGAGGAGAUGAUUUGCUGCUGCUGCCGCACAGCCACCCGCGCUUCCGGCGGCGCUGCAGCAGCAGCAUCGUCGAGGCGCAGGGCAGCUGCGUCUUCUACGUGCUGCUGACAGCAGCAGCAGCAGCAGCAGCAGCAGCAAACCCUUUCGCCCUCACCCUCAGCCUCCAAACCCUCAAACCCUCAUUCCUCGCUCUAAACCACCCCGUUGCCCAAACCCUAAGCCCUCGAGUCCCCGCAACUUUCCUCUUCGCCGACAUCAACCCGGACUACGACUACAGACUCACGC